AAAAGUAGAAGAUUAUAUACCAACAAAGACGCUUUCCUAAUUCGUCGGCUCCUUCCCCUGUUCAUUUAGCAAGCAAAUUAAAUCUUAUAAUUUCUUCGUCUUCUUCGGGUUUUGAUGCUGUACUCUCUCAUCUUUUUCCACCAACUACAUACUUGUUUAUCUUUCCAAACGCUCAUUAUCCACAUUCUUUUGUUACUUUCUUACAAUGUCUCUCGUUUUCGUGUCUUCUCGCUCAAGUAUCAUAUCGACCUCGUUUUCUCUGAUCUUGCAGGUCAUCCCGCCCGCUCUCAUGCUGAUUCUGCCGCUUGUGUCGGCUGUCUUUCUGGCUCAUUCAUCUCCUUUUAGUCGAAACAAACUUGUCCCAAAUAUUCUUUUGGCGUUCAAUAUUGUCCUACCAGCCAUUGCUAGCGGACUUGGCCUCGGAGCAUCACUCAACCAUGACCUGCUCCUUUAUCGCUUCUGGAAUGUCUGUUUGGCCUUGCACGCGUGUCUCUUAUCUUUAAGUUCUCUGUACGUAUUGUUCGUGGCCACCACGCCAGAUUCCCUGGUUCCCCACCGCGCCCUUCGCUUCGUAUCGGUUUUGAUCACAACAUUUCUCGUCUGCGCAACAAUCACUGGCUCAAUUGCAAGCACUCCUGCUUCGCUUUCACCCACAUUCUCUCUCAUCUCACGAAGUCUUCAACUGCCUCUCGCUAUUGGAAUCUUCCUUGAUAUACGCUCCGCUAUCGCCGUUGCAGGUCCAUUCGCCAAUGCAUCCGAGAAAGAUCGAGCAGGCCUCCGAGAGCUCAGUUCGCCCGACCACCUGUCCGAAUAGAUCUAGACGGGUCAGUUCACCCACUCCUGACACCUGCCUUUUCCAGGCUCCUUGGCGCAUACUCAGCUGACGUCGUCGGUUAAGAGUGUAAAAUCCGU
Messenger RNA from Suillus subalutaceus, 912 nucleotides. RefSeq lists its product as uncharacterized. The coding region runs from base 206 to 814 and encodes 202 amino acids. The transcript is spliced from 3 exons. The record is from RefSeq and is a predicted model, not a curated record. Lineage: Eukaryota; Fungi; Basidiomycota; Agaricomycetes; Boletales; Suillaceae.